Messenger RNA from Penicillium odoratum, 936 nucleotides. RefSeq lists its product as uncharacterized. NCBI's taxonomy places the organism in Eukaryota, Fungi, Ascomycota, Eurotiomycetes, Eurotiales, Aspergillaceae. Gene Ontology annotation, molecular function: oxidoreductase activity. The record is from RefSeq and is a predicted model, not a curated record. Bases 1 to 936 code for a protein of 311 amino acids. The transcript is spliced from 5 exons.
AUGACAAACCAAACCCCCGUUGCCCUCGUUAUGGGCGCAUCCCGUGGAAUAGGCCGCCAGGUAGCCAUUGACCUAUCUAAAAACGGCUAUGCAGUGAUGCUGGCGGCCAAAACAACAUCAGACGCCACCAAGACUACACCAUUUCCACCAGAUCCCAACUCUUCGCAGUCUACAAUCAAUACGGUAGAGCGAGAGAUCAUGGAAGCAGGAGGGCGCGCUGCAGCCAUCGCAGUGGAUGUUCGGGACGCGGCGCAAAUCCAACAUGCGGUGGAUGAGACCGUCCGGAUCUUUGGAAAGUUGGAUGUCUUGGUGUAUAAUUCUGGGGCUAUUUGGUGGUCUUCCGUCGAGAAUACACCACUUAAACGAUUCCGGCUGAUGCAGCAGAUUAACCCGGAAGGCUUGUAUGCCACUGUGCACGCUACUUUGCCACAUUUCGAAAAGAAUGGCUGGAAAGGUCGGAUUGUGGUGGUUUCGCCUCCGAUCUAUUCGAGGUUCUUCCGUGGAAAAACAGCUUAUGCUAUGGGCAAAGUUGGAAUGAGUGUUUUGGUCAAAGGCCUGGCUAUGGACUUUGUACGACAAGGUCGGACAGAGAUGGCUAUCACGAGUAUUUGGCCAGCAUCGUCCAUUGAAUCAGCUGCCACUGAACAUAAUAAAGCGUCUGAUAAAUCACACAAGAAAGAUCUUAGAAAACCGGCCAUUUUCUCCGAUGCGAUUUUGGAGAUGCUCCGGGCUCCAGUCACCACCGUGAACGGGGUCUUGGAUACCGACGAGGAUUUCCUUCGCAAGUGCGGAGUGACUGACUUUUCAAAAUACUCUGUCAUACCUGGCUCUACACCACGUCGAAUUAUGCCAGCCAAGUUCCCAGUCUUGGAGGUUGCAGAACAGGACGACGAAGGGCAGAGAAUGGACAGCACGAAACUACGAUCGAAGUUGUAA